AUGAAAGAGACGAAAUCUGCGGUGGUGAAUAUCCCAGAUGUGACCUGUGCAAUAAUGGAAAAGAUAUUAGAGUUUGCGUACACAUCAGAUGCAAAAAUAUCGGAAAAUGAAGUGGAACAUCUGCUGCCGAUAGCUGAUCGUUUUCAGAUGGACGGUCUUGUGACUAAAUGCUGUAGGUAUGCCGUAUCCAGUUUGCAGCCAGAAAAUUGUGUGGGAAUUUGGAACUUUGCAAAACUCUUCAAUUUUGUGAAUUUAGCAGAAACAGUUUUCAGAUACAUUUUGAAUAAUUUCACAGAGGUUUGUAAACAUGAAGAAAUGAUGGGGCUUGACUUAGAAUGUUUUGAAGAAAUAAUUAGCGACGAUAGAUUGAACGUCAAGUCAGAACAAGAAGUUUUCAACGCUAUUGUUUCUUGGAUAAGUCACCAAGAUCUAAGUGACCAGAACAAGGGAAAAUUAGGAGAAAAACUUCUCUUAAACGUUCGCUUUGGACUAUGUGAUCCAGAUCUUAUUCAUCGAAUCAUAAGAAUGCCACUGGUCCGUCAACAUCCAGCUCUGGUAAACCUUUUGGAUUCUGCUAUUUAUCAUCAAGCGGAGGCCUAUGUGAAGGAAUACGCAAAGCCGCUGUCCCACACACUACCGACCACUCGCUUGAAAUGCAUGUUUCGUCCUCGCGUUCCAUCAAGUUUGGUUUUUGCGAUAGGAGGUUGGAGUGAAGGCAGUCCCACAGCUCAGUUUGAAGCGUAUGAUGUCCGAGCGGACUGUUGGUUUUCCCACAUUAAACUCGAAGACCGUGACUAUCCAAGGGCAUACCAUGCAGUCGUUACACUCCACAACAAAAUCUACGUCAUGGGGGGUUAUAACGGGAAACGUUACUAUAACACAAUGAGAUGUUUCGAUCCGGCAAGUAAGACGUGGAGCGAAAAAGUUCCCAUGUAUACAAAACGGUGCUAUGUGAUAGCUGGUGUAGUGAGUGACUGCAUUUACGCAUGUGGCGGUUACGAGCCAGGAACACCCGAUCCCGUGGGUAGGCUGCGGACCGUAGAGAAGUAUGAUCUGCUGACGGAGCGCUGGUCGUUCGUUUCAGACAUGCUUUGUGAGCGCAGUGACGGAGGCGCAGCAGAGCUUAAUGGGAAGUUGUACGUGGUAGGCGGGUUUAACGGAGAAUCUUGUUUGAAUUCUACGGAGAGGUACGACCCUGUCACCGACCAGUGGUCACUUUUACCGACCAUGAACCAUCCCCGUAGCGGAACCGGACUCGCUGCUGUUAACAACAUGUUAGUCGCCAUCGGCGGCUAUGACGACGUCUCGCAGACAAGGAGGAAGUGCGGUGAGAAAUAUGACCCAAGGACGCACAAGUGGACCCUUAUUUCUACCAUGAAGGAGGCGAGGAGCAACUUUGCAACAGUGGUCUUGGAGGGAAGCGUUUACGUCAUUGGCGGAUUCAAUGGACAAAACACAAUGAGUUCAGUAGAAAAGUAUGACAUGGAAACCAAACGCUGGGAAGAGGUAGGGGUCCUGAACUUCCAUCGCAGCGGUCUGGGUGCUUGCGUCGUAGUCGGACUCGGGAACGCAGCCGAAUUCACGUACACUGGCAAGUAUGGGAAACGCAACAGGAGAAGACAUUCUAACAUAACACACAGGAACACUUGGAUGAGAAACAGACGAAAGUGA
Molecule: messenger RNA, 1671 nt
Organism: Lingula anatina
Lineage: Eukaryota; Metazoa; Brachiopoda; Lingulata; Lingulida; Lingulidae
Product: kelch-like protein 10
Molecular function (GO): protein binding
Source: RefSeq, a predicted model, not a curated record